Molecule: messenger RNA, 4019 nt
Organism: Mastomys coucha (southern multimammate mouse)
Lineage: Eukaryota; Metazoa; Chordata; Mammalia; Rodentia; Muridae
Product: zinc finger protein 420-like
Exons: 4
Coding region: 118-2235 (705 amino acids)
Biological process (GO): negative regulation of transcription by RNA polymerase II
Molecular function (GO): DNA-binding transcription repressor activity, RNA polymerase II-specific
Source: RefSeq, a predicted model, not a curated record
CUCUGGGAAGGGAGCUUCCGUGUUUCUUCUGCGCCUGUGUGUCUCUUGCUCUCUGGCGGUCUUCUCCAAAGUUGGGCCAGUGUCGGGUCCUGUGGGCGCUUUGGUAGCAUCUCUGACAUGGAGGGACUGCUCUCCUUCAGGGAUGUGGCCAUUGAUUUUUCUGCAGAGGAAUGUGAAUGCUUGAACUCUGCUCAGUGGAAUCUGUACAGGGAUGUGAUGUUGGAGAAUUACAGCCACCUUGUGUUCCUGGGGCUUGCUUUCUCUAAGCCGUACUUGGUCACAUUUCUUGAGCAAAGACAAGAACCCUGGAAUGUGAAGGAACCAGCAACAGAAGCAGCAUAUCCAGGAAUAAAACCUUACAAAUUUAAAGAAUGUGGCAAGACCUUUUCUUGGAACUCACUGCUUCUUCAACACCAUAAAAUUCAUCCUGGAGCAAAACUUUACAAGUGUGAUGAAUGUGGCAAGACCUUUAAUGUUCGAUCAACACUGUAUAAACACCAUAGAACUCAUACUGGAGAGAAACCCUACAAAUGUAAAGAAUGUGGCAAAGCUUUUACGUGUUCUUCAAGCCUUAACCAACACCAUAGAAUUCACACUGGGGAGAAACCCUACAAAUGUGAAUGUGGCAAAGCCUUUAAUAAUUCUUCAGCACUUACUCAGCACCAAAGAAUCCAUACAGGAGAGAGACCAUACAAGUGUGAAGAGUGUGGCAAAGCCUUUAACAAUUGCUCAGCCCGUACGCGGCACCAAAGAAUCCAUACUGGAGAAAGGCCCUACAAAUGUGCACAAUGUGGCAAGACCUUUAAUUUUCCUACAUCACUCUCUCAGCACCAGAGAAUUCAUACUGGAGAAAAACCCUACAAAUGUGAAGAAUGUGGCAAAGCCUUUAACUGUUCUUCACAUCUUAAACAACACCGAAUUAUUCAUACUGGAAAGAAGCCCUACAAAUGUAAAGAAUGUAGCAAAGCUUUUAACUGUUCUUCAAGUCUUAACCAACACCGUAGAAUUCACACUGGGGAGAAACGCUACAUAUGUGAGGAAUGUGGCAAAGCCUUUAAUAACUGCUCAGCUCUUACUCAACACCAAAGAAUUCACAGUGGAGAGAAGCCCUAUAAAUGUGAAGAGUGUGGCAAAGCCUUUUAUAAUUGCUCAGCCCUUUCUCGGCACCAAAAAAUUCAUACUGGAGAAAAACCUUAUAAAUGUGCAGACUGUGGCAAGGCUUUUAUUUUUCGCUCAUCACUCUCUCAACACCAGAGAAUUCAUACUGGAGAGAAACCCUACAAAUGCAAAGAAUGUGGCAAAGCCUUUAACUGUUCAUCUCACCUUAACCAGCAUGGAAGAAUUCACAGUGGAGAGAAACCUUAUAAAUGUGAAGAGUGUGGCCAGAUGUUCAUCUGUUCUUCAUACCUACAUAAGCAUCAGAAGAUUCAUGCUAUUGAGAAACUCUAUGAAUGCAAAGAAUGUGGUAAAACCUUUAGUUGUUCUUCAUACCUUAAGUAUCAUCAGAGAUUUCAUACUGGGGGAAAAUCCUACACGUGCAAAGAAUGUGACAAAACCUUUAGGUCAUCUUCUUACCUUAGAAAUCAUCAGAGAUUUCAUACUGGAGAGAAACCCUACACAUGCAAAGAAUGUGGCAAAGCCUUUGUUAAUUCUUCAAGCCUUCUUGUACACCAAAGAAUUCACACUGGAGAGAAACCAUACAAAUGCAAAGAAUGUGGCAAGGCCUUUAGAUGUUCGUCAUAUUUUAAGUAUCAUCAGAGACUUCAUACUGGAGAGAAACCCUACACAUGCAAAGAUUGUGGGAAAGCUUUUGCUAAAUCUUCAUGUCUUAUUUUACACCAAAGAAUUCAUACUGGGGAAAAACCCUACAAAUGUGAAGAGUGUGGCCAGGCCUUUAUCUGUUCUUCAUACCUGAGGAAGCAUCAGAGAAUCCACACUGGUGAGAAACCAUACACAUGUGAAGAAUGUGGCAAAGCUUUUAGCAUUUAUUCAACCUUCGCUCAACACCAGAGAAUUCAUACUGGAGAAAAACCUUAUAAAUGCAAGGAAUGUGAUAAAGCAUUUAAUAAUCAUUCAGCCCUAAUUAAACAUCAAAGAAUUCACACUGGAGAGAAACCCUAUACAUGCAAAGAAUGUAGUAAAGCUUUUAAUAAUAGCUCAAGUCUUAUUCGACAUCAACGAAUUCAUAUUGGAAUUGAAACCCUAGAAAUUCAAGGAAUUUGGCAAGGCCUUUAGAAAUAGCUCAAUGCUUAGCUCCAAAAACUCAUGCUAGUGAGAAACUGUGGAUAUGAAAAAAGGUGACUAAUUAAUAAGUGUUCUAUACAUAUACAAUGUAAAAAAAAAAUCAUGCAUUAGAGAAAGCCUACAAGUUCAAAUAGUGUUGCAACUCUCUUAACUCUUCUUCAUGUCUUAUUGAUAGUAGAGAAUUUGUACUGAGGAAGCAUACACAUGUAAAUAAUGUGUCAAGGCUUUUACUGACGGCUCACCCCUUAUCAGUGAAGUCAUGCCUAAUAGAAAUCUUAUCCAUUUACUGACUUUGGAAAGGACUCUGUGCAGUAUGUGUGGGCAAAGUAAUUAUUCUGAAAGACAUGUAAACAUAGACUGUAGUAAAGCUCAUACCUCAGAUCUUAAGAGAUCUGAGAGUUACUAUAGGUGACAAAUCUCGUAAAUAUAUGGAAUGAUGUAAAAAUAAAGUAAAUAUUGCAUAUAAGUUAUGGGACAUUAUUUGAUGUGAUAGAAAUAAAUCUCAUAGACAUCAGAAUCAUACACAUGACUCAGUAAGGAUAUGAAGGAUAUGAAUUUAUUAAUGAAACCUUAGUUACUAUGUAAAUUUACAUACCCAUGUUUGAAAGCAGAAGUUAGCACAAUGCUCAAGACUGUCGAAAGAACAAGACUAGUUCCAAAUGAUUUUAGUAUAAUUCUUUUUCCUCAGAGACAAGAGAGUAGAUAUAAAAUAAAGGUUGUGUGUGAAACUUACAUUUUUAAAUAAACUAAUUUGAAUGGUUCAUAAUGUAGUGUAUAUGUUUUUAUUGGGUAACAUUAUUCUAUCAUAGACAUUAAAAUAUUUCACCUUAUUAAAGGAGAUCGAUGUCAGGUUUCAGAUGUAUACUUCUGAGAAUUAUUCGAAUAAAUAAUCAUUGUAUCCCAGAUGCCAGUAUCUAUCAAAAUAUUUGGAGGAUAUUAUUCCAAUGUUAUAUAUUUGUUCGUACCCUUCUGUGGUAACUAGGAAUUAAGUAGUUUUAGGUGGGUAAUUAUGUCCUAGCUUUCUGAAACUUGAAUUGUAUUACUAUUUAUUAGGUUUUACUAAAUGCAUGUAUACAUAUUUGAGAAUGGUAGCAUGGCUGCUGGUCAUAUAGACAUUAUGUGUGGUGUGUGUGUGUGUGUGUGUGUGUGUGUGUGUAUGCACCACUCUUUGACCUAAAAAACCCACUCAAGUUUGGUAUUUAGUACACUAUCUGAAAUAUCCUACUUUUAUAAUCAAAUAAACUUAGGAAUGAAGAGAGAAUUUGAAGCACCAUGUGUAUGUACAUGCUUGUUACUGAACCUGGCAUGACUGGCGGGAAUUGAUAAGUUGACUGGCCUCCACUUUUUCCUUCAAGCUAUUACUACAGUGGCCUUCAAGAAAAUAGAAGUUCUCUAAGAUCCUUCUGGGAGAAGAAAAAGCCCUGGGCCAUCCAUAGGAGGGUCCUGCCUUUGGAGAAAGACUUAGUUUAUAUAAUAGCUUUGCUAGAAAGACUAAUCUUGAAGGAGAAACAUGGGGCUUUGACUGUGGUGGGCUGUAGACCACACCUUGGUUGGACUGCUUAGUUGUGUGUUUCCCUUUUGCCUUUUAUUUAUUGUAUUUUAUUAUAUUUAUUUUAUAUUAUGUAUAUAUAUAUUGCAUGUAAAUAUGUUAUUAUAUUUAUCUAUAUAAUACCCUUACAUUGUGUUAGUAUUCUGAAGAUGGACUGGCAAGGUAUUGUAUCUCUUUUUCUCUUUUCCCAGUGUGGUUAUUUUGAAUAAAUAUUUCUUUUUUAUUA